This is a messenger RNA of Spodoptera littoralis (African cotton leafworm), 1863 nucleotides long. The record is from the annotation of a GenBank genome assembly. NCBI's taxonomy places the organism in Eukaryota, Metazoa, Arthropoda, Insecta, Lepidoptera, Noctuidae.
AUGAUCAGUACAGUUGCGGUGGGUCGCGAAGGUGUCCUGUCAUCGGUCGCGUCUCGUGAGCUUCGCUGUGGUCGACGUCUGGUGUCAGGCCUGUUCUCUCGACCACGCCUGCCACUCGGAUACUCCUAUGUCACUACCGUACCUCGAGGCGCCUGUAGACUCAACAUCUCUGAAGUGACACCAAGUGACAACUACAUAGCGUUGAAAGUAUCCAAUGGGUCGUAUAUAAUGAAUGGUGAGUUCGCGGUGUCGGCGGCGGGUACGUACGAGGCGGCGGGCGCACGCUUCGUGUACUCGCGGCAGGGCUCGCUCGACAGCGUCAUCGCACACGGGCCCAUACACCACCCCAUCGAUAUCAUGAUCCUGUACACGCAACCAAAUCCGAAUAUAAAAUACGAAUACUUAACUGACUUAGAACCCGACGAAACUAGUAACGAUAUACCAACAGCCAACCCUGUGCCUCACCACUCGGCACAACGACACCACCGGCAUCACAACAUCGAGCCACACCUGCGCGACCUCGAAACAAAAUCCGAGCCUUCUCUGUCGAAGAUACCAGACUUCAAUAAUUUGGAAAGUCAAUCUCAAGUUGAGAGCAAUGUUAUCGGAAGCAGAAAGUUCAUUUGGAAGAUUAUGGAAUUUUCGCAAUGUUCACGUAGCUGUGGAGGUGGACUUCAAAUCGGAAAGUUUAAGUGUGCUGAAGUGACUGAGAAAGGUGAUAAGGAAGUAUCUCCCUUCCACUGCACUGGUGCUCCUCCACCAGCACGUCGACGUCGCUGUGGAGGCAAUCCAUGUCCUCCACGAUGGAGAGCGGCCGCUUGGGGACCCUGCCCAGGUUGUGGACCAGCACACAGGACGCGAAUUGUAGGCUGUGUUCAGGACCAUGCGCGAGGAAUCACUAAGAUAAGCGACCAAAAAUGUCCCUUACCAAUGCCUCCAAGCAGCGAACUCUGUGACAUUCCAAACUGCGACGGCACGGCUGCUACGACCUCUGUACCACGACUGGACGCUAGGCGUCAAGUGCGACCAAAGGACCGAACUGACAAUUUCAGAGAAGGCCCAGUGAUAUCCCUCGCUACAAACUUUACUGAUAACGACAUUGGAACCACACCAGCACCAAGCUACAGCCACAAUGCUGGAGGAGGAUGGUUGUACACAGAAUGGUCUCAGUGUGUAGGUUGGUGUGUGGGUGGAGGUGUGCAAUCUCGAGGAGUUAGAUGUGUAGAUCCUAAUGGAUGCACAACUCAUCGUGCGCCAGAACAAACACAAUCCUGUUCCAUCAGAAAACAGUGCGAUGCACAGUGGUUUACGAGUGAAUGGUCAGCUUGUUCUGCUACGUGUGGUGGUAAACAAGUGCGUGGUGUCAUCUGCAUCGGAGGCAAUGGCAGGAGACUGCGAGACUCCAUGUGCAGAGGAAAUAAACCUGAUGCUGAGCAGGCUUGUGGAGGAACCUGCAGUCCUUCAUGGUAUCUCAGUGAUUGGUCGGAGUGCCAAGGUCCAUGCGAGGCUGGCGUUCAAUCUCGCACAGUAUGGUGCGCGCGCGGUGGUGCAGAGGGCGCUAGCGGCGCGGCGCGAGACGCGGACUGCGCGGGAGUGCGUCCUCCAGCUAAACGUUCUUGUGUGCCAUCACGGUGCUCUACAAGACCAGCAGUUAAGACUGCGGUUGUGAAUGCACCUCCAUCAGAUCCACAACAACGUGUAACUAGACACCAAAGCCAUACAGCACAAAAUGUUCGUGACAGAUCUUACGCCGACGGCGCAUGUAUAGACAAGCUGAAUAACUGCGCGUUGGCAGUGCAAGCUCGGCUGUGCCAUUACCCGUACUACGCCGACUACUGUUGCAAAUCCUGCCACGGACGGUAA